Messenger RNA from Trichomonas vaginalis G3, 519 nucleotides. RefSeq names its product KilA, N-terminal/APSES-type HTH, DNA-binding family. Lineage: Eukaryota; Parabasalia; Trichomonadida; Trichomonadidae. Bases 1 to 519 code for a protein of 172 amino acids. The transcript has a single exon. The record is from RefSeq and is a predicted model, not a curated record.
AUGUCAACAACAGAGAACACAACAACAGUUAUAGUCCAUGAAGCUAUAAAUGAAGAAUACGAGUGGGUUCAGUAUAACAAACAAUUGAGACUCAUUCGUUCGGUCAAAGACGAUAUGUACCAGAUGCAAAGUAUUUUGACAGCAUGUUUUGCUCCAGAUACCAAACAUACAGACGAUUGGUUCAAAAACCAAAGCACACAAGAACUUUUGAGCGAAGAACAGCGAGACCGACUUUUUUCGGGGUCGCCUAAAACUCAUGAAAAUCGUAAAAAUUUGCCAAAUGGUUUGAGAGGUUGGUAUGUACAUAGACUUCUUGUAAAUGCUGUUGCAAUGUGGGUUCGCCUCGUUAUGCUUGGUAUAUUUACAGACUUCUUGACGAAAUUCAUAGACAAGAACGUGAAGAGAUGGAAAAGAAACUUCAAGCAAAAGAUGAAGUCAUUGAAGCAAAAGACAAAAGCAUUCAGAAAAGAAUACCACGUUCGGUACCAAAAGGAAAGGAAAAGAACUAUAAGUAUAUGA